GGGAGCGCGGUCACGUGACGGUUGCCGGCCCGCCAAGAUGGCGGCUUCCUGUGUGGUCCUGCUGGCGCUGGCCCUGUCGCUGCUGCUUCUGGUGGCGUGGAAGCGCUGGCGGUGGGGGCGCGCGGCCCGCCACGUGAUUGUCGUGGUGCUGGGCGACGUGGGCCGCAGUCCCCGCAUGCAGUAUCACGCACUGUCGUUGGCCAAGCGCGGCUUCUCCGUGACCUUCUUGGGGUUCUGCACCUCCAAACCCCACGAUGAGCUCUUGCAGAGCGACAGAAUUCGGAUUGUGAGUCUGACAGAACUUCAGAGACUUGCAGUUGGGCCCCACAUUCUCCAGUAUGGAGUCAAAGUUGUGUUUCAGGCAGUGCACUUGCUGUGGAAGUUGAUGUGCAGGAAGCCAGCAGCUUACAUCUUUCUCCAGAACCCUCCGGGCCUGCCCGCCAUUGCCGUGUGCUGGUUUGUAGGCUGCCUCUGCGGGAGCAAGCUCGUCAUCGACUGGCACAACUACACCUACUCCAUUAUGGGUCUGGUGCACGGCCCCGGCCACCCCCUUGUUCUGCUGGCCAAGUGGUAUGAGAAGCUCUGCGGACGCCUGUCCCACCUGAACCUGUGUGUGACCAAUGCGAUGCGGGAAGACCUGGCAGAGAACUGGGGCAUCAAAGCUGUGACUGUCUACGACAAGCCAGCAUCUUUCUUUAAAGAGACGCCUUUGGACCUGCAACACCAGCUCUUUAUGAAGCUGAGCCGCACCUACUCUGCAUUCAGGGCCUGUUCAGAACCCUCGGACCCGGGCAUGGAGAGGUCGGCCUUCACGGAGCGGGAUGCCCAGAGUGGAACAGUGACCUGCCUUCCCGGGCGGCCGGCCCUUUUGGUCAGCAGCACAAGCUGGACAGAGGAUGAAGACUUCUCCGUCUUGUUGGCAGCAUUAGAAAAGUUCGAACAGCUGAUCGACGAUGGAGAAAGCCUCCCUCCUCUGGUCUGUGUUAUAACAGGCAAAGGGCCUCUGAAGGAGUAUUACAGCCGCCUCAUCUGCCAGAAGCAUUUCCAGCACAUCCAGGUCUGUACCCCAUGGCUGGAGGCCGAGGACUACCCCUUGCUUCUAGGGUCUGCGGACCUGGGCGUCUGCCUGCACCGGUCCUCCAGUGGCCUGGACCUGCCCAUGAAGGUGGUGGACAUGUUCGGGUGCUGCCUGCCUGUGUGUGCCGUGAACUUCCAGUGCUUACACGAGCUUGUGAAACACGAGGAAAAUGGCCUGGUCUUCGAGGACUCAGAGGAGCUGGCAGCUCAGUUGCAGAUGCUUUUCUCAAAGUUUCCUGAUCCUGCUGGCAAACUGAACCAGUUCUGCAAGAACCUCCGGGAGUCAGAGCAGCUUCGAUGGGAUGAGAGCUGGAAGCGGACAGUGCUCCCUUUGAUUACGGACACGUGACCCCUUGGGCCAACGACUGAAACUCCUGAGGUGUCCUGUGCUGGACAUCAUGGAGGGACCCUCACACUGACACCCCUCCUUACCUUUCAUCUUCCUCCCCAGGAGCCGGCCCACUUCCCUCCUCACAGCUGCCACUGCUGGCCAGUCCCUGGGCAAACUCUGUAGAGCAGCGCCUCCUGGUGGAUGGAAGCUGAAAGGCUGGCAGUGGGCACUGCCUGGGGAAUGAAGUUACUUUUAAUAAUAAUCAGGAGUUUUUGUUGCCCAGGAAGCUGGCUCAGCCUUCUUUCAUCUUUGGAGGCUCUGAAUCUCUUCUCUCUUUUCUCUUCCUGUCUUAUGAGUCUUUCCCCCAGUUUAUGACUUCUCUGUUAUUUGUGUUGUCUUGAACAUCUCUGCAUCCUUGUUUUGUCUCCUGGUGUCUGCCUUUCCCAGCAUUGCUUGGUUGUGUCCCUAAUAUUUUGAUUCCUGCCUUGAAAAGAGACUUUGCAGCCCACCGCCCUGCAAGGGCAGUCAGAUGUGCCAUGUGUGCAGCGGGCUUGGCUCCGUGAGGGAUGUGCGUCGAGGUUGGGGGAACAUACUUGGUAUGUGUUUUUAUUUGUGCAAAUGAAAUGCUUAUCUCUGAGCCAAAAAUUUCAUUUCUGAUUUAUGGUGAUUUUCUUAAGAACUAAGCCAGCUGGCAGAGAGGGGUCUACGUGCUUGAACAGUUUAUAUUUUAUUCGAACAGUUUGUGGUUCCCGAUUCAGAAUUUAACAUUCUUCAAACAUUCAAGUCCAGUGGAAGUUUUAUCCAAUUCUUUCCAGGACAGUGAUUUAAUUUU
Physeter macrocephalus (sperm whale) is the source of this 2240-nucleotide messenger RNA. It is a transcript of the gene ALG1, whose product is annotated as ALG1 chitobiosyldiphosphodolichol beta-mannosyltransferase. Gene Ontology annotation, molecular function: mannosyltransferase activity. Gene Ontology annotation, cellular component: endoplasmic reticulum. The record is from RefSeq and is a predicted model, not a curated record. The coding region runs from base 38 to 1426 and encodes 462 amino acids. The transcript is spliced from 13 exons. Lineage: Eukaryota; Metazoa; Chordata; Mammalia; Artiodactyla; Physeteridae.